Messenger RNA from Trichoderma virens Gv29-8, 9739 nucleotides. RefSeq lists its product as uncharacterized. The transcript is spliced from 3 exons. Gene Ontology annotation, biological process: protein retention in Golgi apparatus; mitochondrion organization; late endosome to vacuole transport. The coding region runs from base 1 to 9615 and encodes 3204 amino acids. Gene Ontology annotation, cellular component: extrinsic component of membrane. The record is from RefSeq and is a predicted model, not a curated record. Lineage: Eukaryota; Fungi; Ascomycota; Sordariomycetes; Hypocreales; Hypocreaceae.
AUGUUGGAAGGACUCGUCGCCGGCUUGCUCAAUCGCUUCCUGGGCAUGUACGUCAAGAACUUCGACCCUACGCAGCUCAAGGUUGGCAUCUGGUCCGGCGACGUCAAGCUCCGAAACCUGCAGCUUCGCCGAGAAGCUCUCGACCAGCUCAAGCUGCCCAUCAACGUCAUCGAGGGCCACCUUGGCGAGCUUACCCUCUACAUUCCCUGGUCCAACAUCCGCGGCGCUCCCGUCAAGGUCUUUAUCGAAGAUGUUUACCUCCUCGCCAGUCCUAAGGAAGAGGCCGAAUAUGACGAAGACGAGGAGCAGCGAAGGAAACACAGGCUGAAGAUGGAGAAGCUGGAGAGCGCCGAGCUGCUCAAGGAGCGGAACAAGGCCGGCAUGAGCCAGGAGGAGCAGAAGAAGAACCAGAGCUUCGCCCAGAGCCUGGCGACCAAGAUCACCGACAAUCUGCAGAUCACGGUCAAGAACAUCCACAUUCGCUACGAAGACUCCAUCUCAGCCCCAGGCCAUCCCUUCGCCCUUGGCCUCACGCUGGAGGAAUUCAGCGCCGUCAGUGCCGAUGGCCAGUGGGUGCCAUCCUUCAUCCAGCAGGAGUCUACGGUGACUCACAAGCUCGCUACACUGGGUUCCCUAGCGGUGUACUGGAACACGGAUUCAGACCUUUUCAGCAGCGGGCGCCAAACUAUGAGCCCCGACCAACAAGCGAUGCCUCAUAGUGAGAUGGUCGACAAGUUUAAGAGCAUGCUUGCAAAGAUUCAUGACCCCGACUCGAGCAACCAAUUCAUCUUGAAGCCCGUUAGCGGACAAGCAAAGAUCGAGCUGGACAAGUCUGGCAAAAUUGAGACGCCCAAGUUCAAGGCCACGCUCUUGUUUGACGAGAUUGGUGUGGUCCUAGAUGACGACCAGUAUCGUGAUGCCUUGAUGAUGGUAGAUCUCUUUCACUACUUCAUACGCCACCAAGAAUACAAAGCGCUCAAACCCAAGGGCGUUACACCUAAAGAAGAUCCGCGAGCCUGGUUGUUGUUUGCUGGGAAUGCCAUCUUGGGCAAGAUCCAUGAGAGGAAUCGCAAGUGGUCGUGGGGCUAUUUCAAAGAGCGUCGUGAUGACCGCAGGCGGUAUAUCGACCUCUUCAAGAAGAAGAAGCAGGCGCUACAGCUCGAACCCGAUGAGUCUAGCGAGCUUGAUAAGCUUGAGAAAAAGCUUAGCUAUGAGGACCUUAGGUUCUGGCGAUCGCUGGCUCGAAAUCAACUGAAGAAAGAAAAUGCCGCCGCCCUAAGUAAGCAGCCUCAGCAGCCUCAGCAGCAGGGCUGGGUUGCUUGGAUGUGGGGCUCCAAGCCAACGGGCACCAUUCAACAGAAUGAAGAGAAUACACAAAUGACAGAAGAGCAGCGGAAGGAGCUCUAUGACAUGAUCGACUGGGACGAAAAGGCUGCGCUCGCUGAAUCUGUCGAUGUUCCUCGUGAAGCCGUCAACUUGUGCAUCGAAGCGUCCCUCAGCACCGGCAGCUUCACGCUCAAAAAGAGCCCCCAUCACAAUACCAUGGAUCUCCUCAGCUUACACUUUGACCUGUUCAAAGCCAAGGCCCUACAGAGAAAAGACUCUGUACUGGCUAGUGUCAGUCUUGGCGGCCUGCGGGUCAACGAUGGCACAACUCCCGACAGUCUUUAUCCAGAGAUUGUUCGGGUAAAGGAUGCCCAGAAGCGGAAGCCAAUUUCCCUCGAGGAGCUGGAAACAACCGACGAGGAGCCGUUCUUCGAGUUUGAGAUUGAGCAGAACCCUCUUAAGCGAGAAGGCGAUAUUGCCGUCGUAGGCAAGCUGAAACCUCUCGAAGUUGUUUGGAACCCCAACUUUGUUGUGGGUAUCGUCGACUUUUUCCGACCUCCUGAGAGGCAUAUGGAAUCUAUAGCGGCUCUGAUGGAGACUGCUGGGGCUACCGUGGAAGGCAUCCGAGAACAGACACGAGUAGGCUUGGAGUUCGCGCUAGAAGAACACAAAACGAUCAAUGCCGAACUCGAUCUGCAAGCACCGCUGAUUAUCAUUCCUGUCAGCAUCACCACUGAGAAUUCCACUUGUCUCGUAGUGGACGCAGGUCAUAUGCAUGUGAACAGCCAGUUGGUCGAUCAAGACACCUUGGCGGAGAUCCAGUCUAAGCAGCGCCAGUCUUACAAUGAAGAAGACUUCAAACGUCUUGAAUCGGCCAUGUACGACAGGUUCAUCGUCAAGUUUACCUCGACUCAAGUCCUCAUUGGGCCUUCCAUCGAAGAAACCAAGGCUCAACUCACCAGCAAACCUGGCGAUCGCAGCUCGCAGCUACAUGUAGUAGAGGAGAUCAAUGUCGAUUUCGUGGUGGAACUGUCAAUCCUGCCCAAAGCACCCAAUCUAACAAAGCUAAAGGUCUCUGGUCAUUUGCCCAUGUUGCAUGCCACUGUAUCCGAUGCCAAGUACAAGAACUUGAUGCAGAUUAUCGAUGUUGCCAUACCCAGAUUCAGCAACGAGACAGAGCAAAGGGCGGCGCUGCCUGCUGCUACUACUCAAGAAAGGCCGUCCUCACGUCUAUCUUCCCGCCCACGAUUAGCCAGCAAUGCUUCUAGCCGAUCCGCGCUCAGGUCGAUGCGCGACCGUCGACAGUCCGCAUUCCCAUUUCUCCAGUCUUCUACCGCUGUCAUUUUGGAGGACAUUGAUGAUGACGACGAUGACUUCGAGGAUGCUGAGGACGGAACUCAUGGCGAGCAAUUUAGGAUGCAGCAGCGGAGCUUCGAAUUCAACUUCAAAGUAGACACGCUGAAGGGCUCGCUUUAUCGAAGCGAUCCUAGCCGUGCGAAGCAAGACGUUCUCCUGGUGGAGCUAGUAGCGGAGCGCUUUGAUCUAUCCUUCUAUACCCGGCCCUACGACAUGGCGGCUGAAGUUUCCCUUGGAUCAGUAACUAUGGAUGACUUUGUGGACAAUCCGCCUGCCGAAUUCAAGUCAAUUGUGUCUUCUGGUGACCGAGAGGACCUCCAAGCUGGACGAAGCCUUGUUCACGUCAAGUUCGUCAGGGUUAAUCGCCAGUCACCCGAGUUCAUGCCCGUGUACGAAGGUGUCGAAACCAACAUUACCACUACCAUCUCUACCAUCAACCUGGUUGUUACUCGGAAGACUCUUCUCACCUUACUAGACUUCAUCCUAGUUACAUUCACGAGUAGUAAUACCGACGGCCAGAUAGCCCAAGCUGUCCCCUCUCAGAUUGACAGCACCGCUGAGGAUGAUAAUACCAAUGCCACUAGCUCAAUCCGCGUCAAGGUUGAAUUGAAGAGUAUUCGACUUAUUCUGAACAAUGACGGCAUCAAACUAGCAACUCUGUCUUUUAAUCAGGGUGAUGCCGGCAUAUUCCUUCGGGGUCAGACGAUGCGAAUCUCGGCCAAGCUCGGCGACCUCUCUCUAAUUGAUGAUGUCAACUUGGGCGUUUCCGAGGAUUCUCAUCUCCGGAAGCUCGUAACAAUCCAGGGAGACGACCUUGCCGAUUUCCGCUACGAGACCUUUGACCCUGAAAAUCCCCAAGCGUACCCGGGAUACGAUAGUUCAAUAUUCCUCCGUGCAGGAUCUGUCAAGGUCAAUUUUGUGGAGGAACCGUUCCGCAAAAUCAUCGAUUUCUUGGUCAAGUUUGGAAAGAUGCAGGCGCUAUACAACGCCGCACGCCAGGUGGCUUUGAACAGAGCCAGCCAGAUUCAGCAGAGCCCUAGCAGAAUUAAGUUUGAUGUUGUGGUGAAUACGCCCAUUGUCGUCUUUCCGCGGGCUGUUAUCCCCGGCCGACCCCAGCGCGAUCUCAUCACGGCUUACCUUGGAGAAAUCUACGCACAAAAUAAAUUUGUUCCUCUCGAUGAUAGCAACAGUGCGAUCGUUGCGAUGAAGAUCUCUGCGGGAAUCAGAAAUAUUCGUCUCACUUCAGAUUUCCAUUACGCCGACAACAAGUCAGAGGAGUUGGAGAUGAUUGACCACGUCGACCUUGGAUUCCACAUUACUCAUGCUGAGCACGUUGAGGGCGCGAAGCGACCUGAGACUGAGAUAGAAGGAACCGUGUCCGACAUCAAGCUUCAGUUGACUCAACACCAACUGAAAUUCUUGAUGGAGAUUUCGAGAUCAGUCCCCGCUGCCUUUACUGGAGAUGGCGAUGCUAACGCAGAGGCUGAACGGCUUGUUGAUGACCAAACUUUGGAGCGCGCUAAAGGAUCCCCUUCUGAUGACCAGUCUAACGGCAAUGACCAACCGUUGAUUAGCCUUGGUCCUGAGCUGGGAUCGCUGUCUAACGCGUGGACCAAGCUAGAUUUCGUAUUCAGUGUGAAUACCGUAGGUCUUGAGGUCAUCAUGGCCCCAGAAGAUGGCCCGGUCAAUGAUGUAGCCGCUUGCAGUCUCUCUCGCUUCUCCCUGGACGACACACGUGUCAAGACGAGAAUGAUGUCUGACGGUUCGAUAGAGGCCGAGGUCCUGGUUCGCUCAUUCACAAUUUACGACAGUCGUCCUAGGGAUACGAACAAGUACCGCCGAAUCAUGACUUCUUCUAACAAAGACGCGCAGCAAUUGAUGGCCAGUGUGACAAUGUCUGGUGGAAAGGAACGCAACGUCAUUGCAAUGGCCACCAUUGACAGUCCUCGCGUCAUCUUUGCUCUCGACUAUCUCUUCGCCAUCCAGAAGUUUGCCACUGAAGGGUUGACGAUGGAGGAAGCAAGCCCACUGGAUACUGAAAGCAUUCAGAGUUCUCCUGAGGAAUCGGACACAGAAUCGACACAAGUUUCGUAUUCACAGCGACCAUCUAUAAGUUCUCCUCGUCCCAGUAUCUCUGCGGCAGAAGCCUCGUUAGAGACUCAGCCGAAUGCCCAGACUUCGAUGAACCUCUCUUUCCGGGUAAACCUUGUGGAUGCUCAAGUCAUCUUGAUCGCCAAUCCGCUGAGCUCAAGCUCAGAAGCAAUUGUCCUCGGAAUUCGCCAGGUUCUUCUGUCACAGCAACAUGCUCUCACGUUUCAAAUUUCACAGAUUGGCAUGUUUUUGUGCCGGAUGGAUAAGUUUGAGACAUCUCGCUUGAGAAUCAUUGACGAUUUCUCGAUACAGAUGAGUAUGAAUACUCCGCAGCCAAACUCCACGGACAUCAAUAUUGAGAUUGAGCCACUCAUCCUGAGGCUCUCUCUAAGAGACAUUUUACUUGCUCUCCAGAUUAUCGGAAGGGCGGGAGAAUUAUCAGGAACUGAUUCCAAGGAACCGAAAGAGUCGGCCGCUGAUCAAAAGGCGAAGCAGUUGAGAUCAAAGACAAGGCACAGGGCGUCUAGUGGGCGUGGCGGCGCAUCGACGGCGGCCAAGAGUAGUCAUGGGGCAAGAACAACUAAUUCAGCAACGUCAAGGGCAAUCACUUCUGCUCAGAGAUACUCCACUCCACCAAAGAAUGAAAACAUGUCUGCCACCGUAGAUGGUGUCCGAAUCGUACUGAUCGGCGACCUGCACGAACUUCCGAUCCUUGAUAUUGGAAUUCAGAACUUCACCGCCAUCGCCGAAAAUUGGUCGUCAAAUUUGAAGGCUGAGGCGGCUGUAGAUAUGUACUCCAACGUGUACAAUUUCUCAAAGUCGAGCUGGGAGCCCCUUUUGGAGCCAUGGCAAGUUGGUCUUGGAGUGGCCAAGGAUCCGACCACUGGUCUCCUCUCUGUCGAUUUGGUAUCGAAAAAGACAUUCGAUAUUACAAUCACAACGGCAACAAUCGCAUUGGCCUCGAAGUCUUUUGACUUCUUGACAGCUGCUGAGAAUGUUCUUGAUAAGCCUCGAGGCGUUGAAGCCCCGUAUCGAAUCAGAAACUACACGGGCUUCAAUGCCAUUAUUCAUUCCAAGAGCCCUACAAGCUCCGAGCCAAUCACGCUGCAUCUUGAAGACGGACAAGAAGCCCCAUGGAGCUUUGAACAGUGGGAAAAGAUGCGUGAGACUAUCCUUGCCGACUCUCAGCCAAACGACGUAGGCAUUCAGCUCGAGGCGAGCGGGUUCGAUCUCAUUAAGAAUGUUCGGUUGAAUCGUGAGGGCGAGUUUUUGUACAGCCUUCGCCCUAAAACUGACAAUAUCUUGCACAAACUCUGCGUGGAAGUGAAUUUAGGAGCUGACAAUGUCAAAUAUGUCACCCUUCGGUCUCCGCUCGUCGUUGAGAACGCCACACAGAUUCCCGUGGAACUUGGUAUCUAUGAUGCCCAGGAGGGCCACUUGCUCAAGAUUGAAAAGAUUGCCCCAGGUGACUCUCGACCUGCACCUGUCGGGGCUGUGUAUGAGAAGAGGGUUCUCGUAAGGCCAGAUAGCGGGUUUGGCUAUCAAUGGAGUGCAGAACAGCUUUGGUGGAAAGAUUUGUUGAAGCGUCCGACAAGGCAGAUUGUUUGCAGUGGAGACAGCGGUGACCCCUUUUACUUCCAGGCGCAUGCCUCAUUUGAUAACUCCAGCCCUAUCACCAGAUCCUACCCUUACAUGAAGAUCAAACUGUCUGCGCCGGUCACCCUUGAGAAUCUCCUUCCGUAUGAUUUCAAGUAUAGGAUUUACGACAAGAACACCAAGAGGGACUGGUCGAAUUUCCUUCGUAAGGGCGGUGUCAGCCCUGUCCAUGUCGUUGAGCUUUCUCAUCUACUCUUGCUCAAUGUCGACAUGCAGGAUACUGUCUUCAAACCUAGCGACUUUGCCAUCAUCAAUUCUGGUGCAAACGAAGAUUUCCGCAAGGAGUCUCGCAUCGUAGUCAAGGAUGACCAAGGCCUUUCUCUCAAUCUGAGUCUUCACUACCACAGGAUUCCCAACAGCGGCGGCGCCUUCAAGGUCACAGUCACAGUGUACAGCCCGUAUGUCAUCCUCAAUAAGACGGGGUUGGAUCUCACGGUCAGGGCCAAGAGCUUCUUGCAGCAGGCGAAGUCGGCGGCUGGCCAGUUCCCUCUCAUAGACACCUCUGAUCAAAGCCGACCUAAGGCAUUGCCAUUCAUGUUCUCGUUUGGAAACGAUGACACUCGCAACCGAGCUUUGCUCAAGGUAGCAGACUCCGAAUGGAGCAAGCCCCAGAGUUUUGAUGCGAUUGGCAGCACAUCUGAGGUAAUACUCAACUCCGGAUCCAACAGAAACAAGGAAAUCCACCUGGGUAUUACCAUCCAAUCUGGAGAAGGAAAAUACAAAAUGACAAAAGUCGUGACGCUUGCCCCGCGCUUCGUUCUCAAGAAUAAGUUGGAUGAGGAGAUUCUGAUUCGGGAAUCAAGCUCGUCAGGCUACAUGACGUUGGGCCCUGGAGCGCUGCAACCACUUCAUUUUAUGCAAAACUCUACAGUCAAGCAACUGUGCCUUUGCUUCCCCGGGAUGAAUAACCAGUGGACCUCGCCCUUUAACAUUGCAGAUAUCGGAACUACUCACGUCAAAAUUGCCAAGGCAGGCCAGCGUCAACGCCUUAUCAGGGUGGAGAUUCUUGUAGAGGAUUCCACCAUCUUCUUGCACUUCAGCGUCGAAACCAAGAACUGGCCCUUUUCGAUGCGAAACGAGAGUGACACCGAGUUCACAUUCUACCAGGCAAACCCCAAUGUCGAAGAAGACGAUGUAGAGGACCGAAGUGGUUGGAAACCUAUCCGAUACCGCCUGCCGCCUAGAAGCAUCAUGCCGUAUGCAUGGGAUUUCCCAGCAGCUAAGUUCCGUGAGGUGGUUAUUGCUACGGCCGGCAAGGAGCGGCACGUCAAACUCGCGGAGAUUGGCAAUCAGUUUCCAAUGAAGUUUACAAACCCCAGUGGCACGCAAAAGAUUAUUGAUAUCAAUGUUGCUGCGGACGGCCCCACGCAGACCCUCAUUCUGAGCAACUUCCGUCCAAGUCAGAGUCUAUACAGGCAGAAAACUCUGUCUAGGACAAACACCGGACCGGAGGCUUUCGAGGUCAAGGAUCAAAAUACUGAUGCGACAUUCGUGGCCCAGCUCAAGUUGUCUGGUGUUGGCAUUUCCUUCAUCAACGCUCAACUGAAAGAGCUCGCCUACGUUACAUUCCGGGAUGUCCAACUUCGUUUCCUUGAUUCUCCCGUGGUUCAAACGGUGUCCCUGGCCAUCAAGUGGAUGCAGAUUGACAACCAACUAUAUGGUGGCCUGUUUCCCAUGGUCCUAUAUCCGAGCGUGGUACCGCAGAAGGCGCAAGAAAUUGAGGCCCAUCCGUCUCUACAUGCCAUGGUCAGUCGGGUGAAGGAUGACUCUUACGGUGUGCUGUACAUCAAAUAUGCCAGUAUUCUUCUACAGCAGAUGACGAUUGAUCUCGACGAAGAUUUCGUAUUUGCUCUUCUUGACUUUUCGAAUGUUCCCGGCGCAAGCUGGAGUUCGGUGGAGCAAGAGGGCCAACUUUGCGAUGAAGACCUGGAUAUUCCGGAGCCAACUCAGCAGGAGUCUGGUCAAGACAUCUAUUUUGAAGUCCUCAACAUUCAACCGAUGCAAGUGGACCUCAGCUUCAUGCGGACAGAGCGCAUCAACGUGGAGGAUAAAACCUCGACCCAUAACCCGCUCAUGUUCUUCCUGAACGUGAUGACGAUGGCCAUUGGGAAUAUCAAUGACGCGCCGGUGCGAUUCAAUGCACUCAUUCUAGAAAAUGUCCGGGUGUCAACGCAGGUCCUGAUCCAAAACAUCACCAAUCACUACAGCCAAGAAGUCAUGUACCAGAUUCACAAGAUUCUGGGUUCUGCCGAUUUCUUGGGCAAUCCUGUAGGCCUGUUCAACAACAUCUCGUCCGGAGUCAACGACAUCUUUUACGAGCCGUACCAGGGUCUCAUCCUUUCUGAUCGGCCUGAAGAAUUCGGCAUGGGUAUCGCAAAGGGUGCCGCGUCAUUCGCCAAGAAGACCGUUUUUGGAUUCUCCGACAGCUUCUCCAAGUUCACCGGCAGCCUAAGCAAGGGCCUUGCCGCAGCAUCCAUGGAUAAGCAGUUCCAAGAUCGGCGACGGAUUACCAGGGCAAGAAACAGGCCAAAGCACGCAUUGUACGGUGUGGCGGCUGGAGCCAACAGUCUGUUCACGAGCGUGGCGUCUGGAGUCGGUGGUCUGGCGCUUAAGCCUCUGGAAGGUGCCGAGCAGGGAGGUGCUUUGGGCUUCUUCAAGGGUGUCGGCAAGGGUGUUCUAGGACUGGCAACCAAACCGGCAGUCGGUAUUCUGGACAUGGCUAGCAACGUUAGUGAAGGCAUUCGCAAUACUACGACUGUAUUUGACGGAGCUGAGCUGGAGCGCACUCGAUACCCACGCUUCGUUCCGAAUGAUGGCAUUGUGCGGCCCUAUAAUCCCAGAGAGGCACUCGGACAGUACUGGUUGAAGCAAGUGGACAAUGGGCGAUACUUUGACGAGCAGUACAUUGGCCACCUUGAGCUGCCCAAGGAAGACAUGGUUGUCAUGGUCACCUUUGCGCGCAUCCUCUUGAUUCGAUCACGACGACUGACUAGUGAGUGGGACGUGCCGUUGAAGGAUGUCCAGACGAUUGCGAAGGAGCGGACGGGUAUCAGUCUGGCAUUGAGGGAUGGAGCCAAUGGGCCGUUUAUCCCUGUGGGAGGUGGAAGCGAGAGGGGAUUCCUGUAUAGAAUGCUUGGCGUGGCUGUUGAGGAGUUUAACAGAAGAUUCAGGGGAGGGGAGCGAUGAUUGAUUGAUUGAUUGAUUGAUUUCGUGCAUGUUAUUAUUAUUCUUACAUGAUAUUGUUAUGGGAGAUUGAGAAGGAUGAAAAUUUGGGAUUAGAAGCAUAGCUUGAAUGAAUGAAUUUAUGACC